ACGUAGAAAUGAAAUCUGAAAGAAGGAAAUCAGCUGAAAAGAGCUACUCUGAAAUUUUCAAUAAUAUAUCAAAAUAGAAUGAUUUUGAUAUUAAAAAAUUGCAAAAAGUAAAAAUAAAAUUCUUAUUUCAUGUUUAAUCAUUAUUUUUCCCGAAUUGACUCUACAUAUACUCUGCCAUCUAGAGUAGUUGGUCAAGAAGGCACUUUCUUCGGCGAUCUAGGUGGCAUCAUCCUUUUUCAUCGUUCUUGCCAAACGUUAAAGUUGUUCGUGGUGAUUAUAUUUGAACACAUAUCUACAAAAUGGCACAAAAGAAGCAGAAAAAGGCAAUGGAGAGCAUCAACUCUCGCCUUGCCCUUGUCAUGAAGUCUGGCAAGUACUACCUCGGCUUGAAACAGACCCUCAAGACCCUUCGCCAGGGAAAAGCCAAACUUGUCAUCAUUGCCAACAACACUCCCCCUCUCAGGAAAUCGGAGAUCGAGUACUACGCUAUGUUGGCCAAGACGGGAGUCCACCACUACUCUGGAAACAACAUUGAGUUGGGAACCGCGUGUGGAAAGUACUUCAGGGUAUGCACACUGUCCAUUACAGACCCCGGUGACUCAGACAUUAUCAGGUCCAUGCCUUCCGAACAGGCCGCGUAGAGUUUAUGUCAAUAAAAUGUUUUAUAACUAACA
Molecule: messenger RNA, 674 nt
Organism: Nilaparvata lugens (brown planthopper)
Lineage: Eukaryota; Metazoa; Arthropoda; Insecta; Hemiptera; Delphacidae
Gene: RpL30
Product: 60S ribosomal protein L30
Exons: 4
Coding region: 300-641 (113 amino acids)
Cellular component (GO): cytosolic large ribosomal subunit
Molecular function (GO): RNA binding; structural constituent of ribosome
Source: RefSeq, a predicted model, not a curated record